Messenger RNA from Papaver somniferum (opium poppy), 2220 nucleotides. RefSeq lists its product as uncharacterized. The record is from RefSeq and is a predicted model, not a curated record. Lineage: Eukaryota; Viridiplantae; Streptophyta; Magnoliopsida; Ranunculales; Papaveraceae. The transcript has 9 exons. The coding region runs from base 392 to 1882 and encodes 496 amino acids.
GAUUACCAAAAGCAAAAACUUCAUUCAUACGCAUUUCAACUAAAUUAGUUUCAAUGAAAUCUGGCUCCUUGCUUUUCAGAGGAAUGCAAGUUCAUAUGUCGCAGCAAGUUCCAUUGAAGAAAGCAGACCCUUGAUUCCUAUUACCCUAAUAAAUCCUAGCCGUCAAAAACUAAAACCCUAACUACUUAAACUCAGCAGCUUCGCUCAAAUCUCUUUUCUUCUUUCGCUUCUCUCACUCUCACCAGUUGCCUCCGCCACUGCUCAGUACUCACCACCUCCAUCACCACAUCUCCAUCGAGAGCACUACCACCUCUAAAAGACUGAGAGGAGCAGCAGGAGUUGUUCAUCUGUAUAGUUGCGUUAAUACUUUGAGGAGCAGCACACAGAUUACAUGACAACCCCCGGAUUGACUUGGGAUUGGAGGCCCAAAAUUUUAGGGUCUGAGGUUAGGCUCCAACAUCUUGAAAACCAUGCUGAAAAGUUGCUGGAGAUAUCUUUAUGCGAGGAUUUCUACACUGGAGACUCUUUUACUUUUGAACUUGGUCAAAAUUACGUCUACUCUAUAGACGAGGACGACGAGGAAGAAGAUGAAGACAACAAAUUGUUAAUGGAGUUUUUAUCGGACCCGAAAUCCUCAAAAUCCUGCACUUUCACAUUCAAGUUUGAGAAACCACCAAAAGAGUCAAUGAGGGCUUUAUUUGUGCUGGAAUUGGUUCACCAAGGUGAUGAUAAAGAGAAUCUAUGCCUUACUAAUAUACUUCAUUUUACAAAAGACGAUUACGAGUACGUGUAUGAAAAUUGCCUGGAGCUAGAGUAUCUAGAGGAUAAAAAGUUUAUUCAUACUCACAGGUCUAGUCGAUAUCUCUCUUUUAAUAUCCACAUCCAUCAUUUAAGGGAACCGGAAGAUCCUGGGUUUCCAUGCAUGUACAUGUCACCAAUUUUAAGGUCAUACAUGCUAAGUUUUUACGGACUGGAGGUUAUAGGUGCACUGAAAGAUGCUUGUGCUGAGUUGGCCCAAGAUUUGUCACUGUCUGCUGAUAUCUGGAGUUCCCUACGAAAAGAAACCAAAAGCCAUCUGGAAGAAAAUUUCUUUAAUUCAUUUGAUAAGAAUCAAAUUUGGGGAAUCAUAAACGCAUCAUUUCCGCAUGCAACUUACUAUCCAGCACUGAUGGAGCUAUUGCAUUUGGGAAUUGAAAGAGCAGAUGAUCUUGCAAAGCCUUACAGGGAUAAACUUGGUUUGGAGCAAUUAAUUUCACAUCCACCAAAACCCGUCUCAGAGGGGCAGGAACCUGUUCGUGAACCUGAUAUUGACACUCUCUGUCUGAAGGGAAAUUUUGGCCAUGUAACCAGGACGUAUGUACCAAAAUAUGCUAGUGCGAUGAGUGCUAAGGUUGAACUGAAAACUUACGAUGAUCUUGCUGGUGAAUGUGUAUUAUCUGGAUGGUGCGCCAUCCAAUUGAUUGCUGCAGCGCGUUGUUUCAGUGAGGUGGUGACCACGGGUGUCUCAAAAACUUCUUCUAAGUCAACUCCUGCAAAGUCCACUCCACGAAAGAAUAAGAGAAGCAAAAACAGAAACAGAGCAUCGAAAGAACCAACAAUCAGAAAACCUCCUCCCCAAUCUCACAGGCCUAUGCCAAAGUUUGUAACAGGUAGCCCAAGCAACAAAACAACUCUUGUCAAUGUACUCAAACAAAAAGACGUAAAGCUCCAACAGAAGGAUGCAAGAAAUAUGGUGAAAUGGAUCGGAUUUGAUCAUCCGGAGAAGAAUUUCACCGGCAGAGUGGACUGCGAUGGAUCACUCUCUCUCUCCAGGGGACUGCCGCUGGAUACAGCCGUGUUGUCAGAGAAGUCGAUACCAGUGAUGGAAAGAUUAAAGUUGUAGUUGCUGUUGCUGCUGCCUCUGAUCCUGAAACGCCACAGGUGCAUGAACUCGAAGGGUUGUACUGUUUUGAUGGAGUUUUAAAGUAUGGGUUUUCUUUUGAUUUCGGUAGGCCAUGUGAUGUUCUAAAGAUACUGUUUGUAAGGCGAAUUUUAAGCCCGGCAAGAUUUGGUUUCAUGGGUGAAUAUGGGCGAAUAAAUAAGAUAAUUGCUUAGUAGAACUUGUUUGUUUGCAGCUGACUCGGCGUCUGAAUCUGAGUCAACCCUUGACUCGGGCCGAGUCAGCAGUUAGACCGUUUGUUUUCCAUUUUGAGUCAGAUCUGACGCGACCUAUUUUCUUCU